Molecule: messenger RNA, 1338 nt
Organism: Asparagus officinalis (garden asparagus)
Lineage: Eukaryota; Viridiplantae; Streptophyta; Magnoliopsida; Asparagales; Asparagaceae
Exons: 2
Coding region: 66-1109 (347 amino acids)
Biological process (GO): regulation of DNA-templated transcription
Molecular function (GO): protein dimerization activity; DNA-binding transcription factor activity
Source: RefSeq, a predicted model, not a curated record
GACGCCUGACGUCCACGUGUCCACUGAUCCUCUGUAUAAAGACGCCGCCGCCUCACGCGUUCUGGAUGAUCCUCAUUCUUGUUCUCUACCGCAGCUUCUUCUUCCUCUUUUCAAUAUUUUCAUUAUCUGUGUUAGGGUUUCUUGAGUUUUUCUUUAAAAUGGAGCAAAGGAAAAAAGUCACUAAGCUCCUCGUUUCUCCGUCCCUCGCAGUUCCCAACGCAGCGGCCUCAGGCAGCCGAAUCUUCCACCAAGAACUCGCCGGAGCUUCAUCCUCUCGGAUCGUCGCCGAGAAAUUCUCGGAUCCGAUCUCGAGGCUUAAAGCUCCGAAACAAGAACUAAUGGAGCAGGACACUAACCUCCUAGUUUCUACUUCUCUCGCCGCUCCCGACGCCUCGGCCGCCUGCAUCCGCAACUUCCGUCUUGAACUCGCCGGAGGCUCAUCUUCUCAGAACGUCUCUGAUCCGGUCUCCGAUCUCGAAGCUCCUAUAUCAGAAUCAAUGGCGUUCAAUGCGGUUCAUAAUCCCUCUUACAAGCUCUGUCCACUUCCGCAUCUGCUCUCUCUGGAGCAUCACGCGCCAGAUCCCUUCGCUGCUCCGCCACUUUCGAUCUCCCCCGGCGAUCUCUUCUCAGUCGUCGAUUCUUCAAACAAACGCUUCCGAUCGUCGCCGGCGCCUCCAGACCCCAACCCUACCCGUUUCAGCGUCCCGAUCUCCGGCUCCCGCUUAACUCGUUCGAACGAGAUCGGGAGGCAGAGGAGGAGCAAGAUGAGCGACCGGGUCACGAUCCUCGAGGGGCUGAUGCCUUGGAAACGUAAGAUGACGAGGGGGCCGAUGCUCGAGGAGGCGCAUACAGUACAUCAGUUCUUGGAAGCUCAGGUCACCGCUCUUCAGACAAUGCGGUUCAGUCGUCGAGGUCAGAUGAUCGUGGCGGUCGAUGAAGUUUCGGGGCGUCUGGAGCUGAACAGGCAGCAGAUGCUGCAGGUGAUGAUGAACUCUUCGAUGGUUCAGGAUUUGAUUUAUAAGAAGGGGUGCUGUGUUUUCUCCGAGGAGCAGGUGGCCCUGCUCCGGCACAAGAUGGCGAUGGCUGGUUCUUCCUCUGCUUCGAACUGAGAUUGACUGGGUCCGGGAUAGGCUGAUUAGGCUUUGGGUUGAGCAAUCGCGUCAUGGAUGUCUCAGCAUUUGUAGAUCUUUUACACUUGAGAAAUCCAAUUUUUGCCCUUUUUUCUUCUUCUUUCUAAUAGCUCUAGAAAAUUUUACUAGAAUUAGUGAAGAACAGAGAAGGUUUGUUAUCUUGAAGGGUUUUUUCCCCCCUUUUUGUUUCUUUGUUUUGUUUUUAUGU